UCGAUCGCAGUGUCGGCGCGUGCAUAUAUGUGUGUGUGUGUGUGUGUGUGUGGUGGUGGUGGUGACCGAACUAGCUCGCGCUCUGUCGGUGAGGAAACUUAAAGCAGCGCGUGAAGCUUGCGAAGAUUCUUUUUUUUUGUGCAUGAAAGUUCUGUUGUUGUUGUUGUUGUUGUUGUUGUUGUUGUUGUUUUGCCCAAAAACUAUCCGCGUUUAUCUGAGAGGAUCUGAAACCGGGGCAUAUCUGAGCUGGAGAGAUGGACACCAGAUCUCCAGUUUUACUAAGCUGAGAUCCAAAGGACUCCACACAGGACAUGUGGCUCAGGAAGGUACGAGUGUAGAACCUUCACACAUUAAAAUCAGAUCGGUGUGAGAGAUGGGCUCCAGUCUGACGUGUGUUGGCAUAGCGUGGGCUCUGAUCUCACUGCUGUGCGCUGCCGCCUCCUGUGUGGGAUUCUUCAUGCCCUACUGGCUCCUGGGCUCUCAGAUGGGGAAGCCGGUAUCGUUCGGGACGUUCCGGCGCUGUUCAUACCCAGUGCGUGAUGAGGUUCACGGCGGUACGGUGAUGAUGGAGCAUUGUGGACGCUAUGCCUCGUUCCUGAGCAUCCCCAGUCUGGAGUGGAGGAUCUGUACGGUGGUGACGGGAACCGGGUGUGGCCUGCUGCUGCUCGUGGCUCUCACGGCACUCAUGGGCUGCUGUGUGUCGGACAUCAUAUCACGCACCAUCGGGCGAGCGGCAGGAGGGAUCCAGUUUGUGGGAGGUUUGCUGAUCGGCUCUGGUUGCGCUCUUUAUCCUCUCGGAUGGAACAGUGAGGAGGUUAAACAGACCUGCAGCAACACCUCUGACCAGUUUAACCUCGGUUCAUGUGAACUCGGCUGGGCUUUUUACUGCACGAGUGUUGGAGCUGCCGUCACCCUGCUGCUGUGUACGUGGAUGUCCUGCUUCGCCGGGAAAAAACAGAAACACUAUCUGUACUGAGAGAGCGUGCACACACACACACAGACACAGACACACACACACAUGUGCGCCUCAGACAUGAAAAUUUUAACACACCCCUGUACAGAGGGGAAAAAUCUUCAUGUUUUAUGACUCUUGAAUUUAAAGAGCAACUUUUUUGCAUGACUGACCUUUGACCUUUCAAGGUGUGUUUUUGGAUUCUCCUUUUUUUCCCAGAGUGGAAAGGACGAUCUGCUCUUUAUUUACUAAGUCAGUUUUGAUUUUUGUGUUGUAUUUUGUUGUGGUCAGUGUGUAACUGAAGUGAUUCAAGUAACUGAAUAUUCAGUUUAUUAGUUAUUGAUGAUAAAAAAUAAACUUUAGCGCUCUGGAUAUUUUAUUGUAUUUUAAUGUAAUGUUAUGCUUUAUAUUUAAAUAAUAUCACCUGUUUAUUGCCUUAAAUAUCUCACAUGCAAUAAAAACCAGCUCGUGUGGAGCAUUUGUUUGAAAUGUAGAACAAAUGGUGUAGUUUUCAUUUUGCCAAAAUAUGUUAGUUAUUAUAAUUUCCUCUUUUCCCCAAUAAAUGAAAUCUUUAAGCCA
This is a messenger RNA of Ictalurus punctatus (channel catfish), 1531 nucleotides long. RefSeq names its product LHFPL tetraspan subfamily member 6 (gene lhfpl6). Bases 374 to 976 code for a protein of 200 amino acids. Gene Ontology annotation, cellular component: membrane. Lineage: Eukaryota; Metazoa; Chordata; Actinopteri; Siluriformes; Ictaluridae. The transcript is spliced from 4 exons. The record is from RefSeq and is a predicted model, not a curated record.